AUGUCCACGGUCAGCUGGGACUUGCAGGACACCAGCACCCACUCGACGAAGGUGGUGAAGCUCUCUCGAGGACCAUCCCCAGACAACUGCGCUCGUGUGAUUUCCCAUCCUCGAUCCCAAACUGCUCAUAUGGUCCGUGAGGAUCAAGUUACUCAAAACCUUUAUAAAGAAAAUCAAGCCAUCAGCAGUUACUACAGGGGCACGGGAUAUGAUCGUGGACACCUGAACCCCAGCUGCUUCCAAUGCGGUGAUGGCCGUAAAGCGACAUUCACACUGACCAACGCUGCACCUAUGAAAGAGCGUUUCAACCGUGUCCACUGGAGGAACUGGGAGAGCACGCUGAGGAGUUUCUUAAAAGGCAUGCUUGACAGGGAUCGUGCUUUUUCAACAGCUUUCAUUGUCACAGGUACAGUACCUGAUCCCAAUGUACGGAUACCACAGAGGGGAACCCCUGGAGAUCGUUUUAGGGUGUCAGUGCCCUCUCACAUCUGGACGGCUGUCUGUUAUGAACACGACACUGAUGACAGUAAGUCCUUAUCCUUUGGCUACAUUGGAAGAAACCACCCAGAAGAGCCUGAUAUACGCCUGAUGAGUGUCUCAGACCUGAAUGAUCAGCUCAGCGGGCUCUACAGUGAGCUCUCAUGGACCCAGCAGUCAAUUGAGAUUUUUGUUGAUUAUUGUUUUGGUGACAAUAAUAAAGUUCAUGGCAUGUUUCAGAAAUUAAUUAAUAAAAGCCCAGGCAUCAGCCUCACUGAUAAUGGACAGAUGUGCUUGUAUGAUCACCCCUGUGCCACAUAUGGCUAUGACUACUACUGGUGUAAGACUAGCCUUGGUUACAUUAAAGAUGACUGGGAUUACUGCACUGAGGCGCAGUAA
Molecule: messenger RNA, 876 nt
Organism: Sinocyclocheilus rhinocerous
Lineage: Eukaryota; Metazoa; Chordata; Actinopteri; Cypriniformes; Cyprinidae
Exons: 2
Coding region: 1-876 (291 amino acids)
Molecular function (GO): hydrolase activity; nucleic acid binding; metal ion binding
Source: RefSeq, a predicted model, not a curated record